AUGAGACAUUUCACAGUACUUGGAGCUCUUGCUCUAGCCUCCUUCGCAGCCGCAAAGGCCAAGGGCGAUGGUUACUACGGCUACAAACUCAACCGUCGCGGCGACGAUGAGUCCGCUAUCUACGAAACAGAAAACACCAACAGCGGCGUCGCGCCUCUGAACCAGGAGCCAGACGUCUACCUCAACGCGAAUGUCUCAGUUGGAGAAAUCUCAGUUGAAGUGAAGAACAUCACUGCCAAGAUUAACCUUGAUGCAAAGGUCCUCAAUCUGCUCAACUUCAACGCUGGUGUUGAUCUCGGUAUUGAUCGUGUCAAGCUUGGUAUUUACAAUGUCACUGCCAAGGUUGAGCUUGAGGCGCGGUUGGGAAACAUUCUGCGCAUGGUUGACGAUGUUCUUGAGAGUAUUGAUUUGAACCCUAUCAUUGCGACUCUGGGAGAUGGCGUCAAGGAUAUUGUUGGUGAUAUUGGUGAUGGAGUUGGCGACAUCAUCGGCGGAGACAGCGGCGGCUCUGAUCAAGACGCCGAAGCAAACGAGAAGCGAGAUCUCACCAUCCGUCUCGAAAACAACAUUCUCUACUCAAUGAACGACUUCUCCGGCUCAGCCCACACAAAUCGGGUCCUCACCCAAGACGGCUUUCUCUACAACAUCUACAUCGACAACCAAGGUCGCGAGAAGAACCGCAAGGAAGUCGGAUACUACGCCAAAGACAUGAAGUUCACCGGCCACAACAGGACCAUCACUGUUGAUGGAGGUGUCGAGUACGAGCUGCAGUACACGUACUCGCCUUACUAUGGUCUCAAUGCUUAUUGUAACAUUUACACUGAUCCUUCGGGCAAGGUUUUGAGGACCAAGAUUGUGGCUGAGGCUGAGGGUGGUGGUGCUGCUACUAUUGCUAAUGAGGAGGAGGAUCUAUGA
Molecule: messenger RNA, 915 nt
Organism: Fusarium coffeatum
Lineage: Eukaryota; Fungi; Ascomycota; Sordariomycetes; Hypocreales; Nectriaceae
Exons: 1
Coding region: 1-915 (304 amino acids)
Source: RefSeq, a predicted model, not a curated record